Messenger RNA from Zingiber officinale, 1054 nucleotides. RefSeq names its product glycine-rich RNA-binding protein RZ1A-like. The transcript is spliced from 4 exons. Gene Ontology annotation, molecular function: zinc ion binding; RNA binding. The record is from RefSeq and is a predicted model, not a curated record. The coding region runs from base 171 to 815 and encodes 214 amino acids. NCBI's taxonomy places the organism in Eukaryota, Viridiplantae, Streptophyta, Magnoliopsida, Zingiberales, Zingiberaceae.
UUGGUCCGGUUGGACGUCUCUGAACCGGCACACAAAAAAAUAUCUUCAUUCGGCCCAGAUAUUCUAGGUCAAUUCGCAUGAUAAAUAGCGAGUCCUGGAAACAGGGAGAGCCCGAUCCGACCUCGCCUAGGGUUUCUGUUCGCUUCCAUCCUCAGCUCAAUUGAUUGAAAAUGUCUGAAGCAGAUGAGUUUCGCUGUUUUGUUGGUAGUCUUUCAUGGUCAACAACUGAUGGAAGUUUGAAGGAUGCAUUUAAAAAAUUUGGCCAUCUUACUGAGGCAAAGAUUGUUCUCGACAAGUUUUCUGGUCGUUCUCGUGGAUUUGGCUUUGUCACUUUUGAUAACAAAGCUGAUAUGGAAGAGGCUAUUGAAGCCAUGAAUGGAAUAGAUCUUGAUGGGCGCUCAAUUACUGUGGAAAGAGCACAACCUCAAGGCCCUGGUAACAGGGAUCGUGAUUCAGGACGCGACUAUGAACGCGAUCGUGGUCGUGAUUAUGAUAGGGGUCGUGGUAAGGACUUUGGUGGUGCCCGUGGACGAGGUUCGGAUGGUGACUGUUUUAAGUGUGGAAAGCCUGGUCAUUUUGCAAGGGAAUGCCCUUCAGGUGAUGGCGGAAGAGGGGAUAGAUAUGGUGGCAGAGAGGAUUCGUAUGGGGGUAGUCAUGGCAGUAACAAUCGGUAUGGACCUGAUCGUAAUGGGGACCGCUUCAGUUCUCGCAACAGAGAUGGGGGAAGCCGUGGGGGCAGUGGUGGUGAUCGUUAUGGUCGUGACAGGUCUGGUCCAUAUGAGCGUCCUAAUGAAGGUGGUGGUCACAGAUAUUAGCAUGCUAUUACUGCUUGCAUUGCAGUAUGCAGUGUGAAGCUAGUUUUCAAACAUCCCAACUGAUUAAGGUUGCAGUGUGGCCUCGGUACUGGCUUCAUUUAUGGUGUUCUACUGUUCUUUCCUAGGAAUUGUCAUGUGUGCCACUCUUGCCACACCUCGCUUCUUGAAUGUCACUCAGAUGUUAAUGUUAUUUCGACAAGUGCCUUGUUCUUGAUGGAAAACUAAUGCUUUUUGAUACA